AUGUUCGCGACGCGCCGGAACGUGGCCAUUCGGAAUGGGUUAUUCCGCUCCGAGAUACCGACAUCCGUCCUGCGUUACGUCAUUUCAAGGGAAAGAAAUGUUGACGCGACAGUUAACAUUUUGUUAUUGUCGCUAUUUAACGUACUCAGUUUUUGUUCUUUGCAGCUAGAUUAGUUGCCAUCUAGCGCAUGUCCCCAAGAUACAUCAAGCACUUUAAGAAAUUAAAUGUCCUGCACAUCCCUAUCGUCUAGAGAUCUCGCCGAAGUAUAAAGCAAGUAAACACGUUACACUUGCCCACGCCUUGUACCCUCUCUUGCCUCGCUAAAUGCUGCCAGUUGAUAUCCAGCACCUCAAUCGGUUGGGAUGAUUUAUUGCAUUCUUGUGGCAUUAAGACACGCUGUCAAAAGCUCCAAUCAGGGAGCUAUUACAGGGAGGCUUUCACCCGUUCAUGCUGAGCGGAAUUCAGACGACUGCUGGUUGUAAUUGCACAUGGUCCCAAACGUUUUGCGUUGUGAAUUGCGAAAGAUCUCGUAUCCCAUUGCGACGGAGUUGUAAGAUUUACACCUAGCACACAGUAGCUGAGACACUGUAUCCAUGUUUGCAUGCUUGCU
Periconia digitata is the source of this 611-nucleotide messenger RNA. The record is from the annotation of a GenBank genome assembly. Lineage: Eukaryota; Fungi; Ascomycota; Dothideomycetes; Pleosporales; Periconiaceae.